AUGCACAGCGUAAGGGAUCGCUGGAAAACUUGGAGGUCUAGGAAAACGGGGAGUCAGGACGAUAGCUCUAGCGUUGUCGCCUCCCCGACUCCCCCACUAAUAGCCCCAUCUGCUAAACGGUGGUAUACAUCAGGCAGCGCAAAAGUCCCGUCCAGCGACCUGGCGGACUCAAGCCCUCCCUCGGAUCCAUCAGGGGAAAGGGCCGCAGUGGCUCUAGCGACCUCCGGGCAUCGUCCGCCGACAACACCGUCACCUUCCAAAGCGACGUUGGAUGUCUCAUCCGAUACUGCUUACCAUGCGCAUGUUACCCACUCUGCCUCGGCGGUGGUCGAUCCUGCUCGGGCCCAUCCGGGGCCCGAAGAGCACUUGACGAAACCGAGCGCAGAGCUUUCCAUAUCCCAGAAAAUCUGGAAUGCCGCUUACGAUAGCCUUGAGGAGGACAAAGAUACCUCUGAUCUUGUCAAGUCUUAUCUGAAGACUCUCACCGCAGUUUUCAAAGCCGAGAAAGCUUUUGGUGUGUCUGCCCCCGACGACGAUGAGCUUGCUGCCCAAGUGCAAAGUCCAACCACGCGUCAGGAAUAUCUGAAGAAAUUAGUCAAUGAUGGUCAGAAAAGAAUCGAAACGUCGUCAAAGAUAAAAAUGGCAGUCGGUGAUGUCGCCCAGUUCGUCCUUUCUGCCAAAGGGAUGAUCGACCUCGCAAUCCAGAACAUACCGCAGGCUGCGCUCCCGUGGGCUGGUGUUUGUAUCGGGUUACAAGUAAGCAAGCAUCGCUCGCUCUUCUUUGGACCCACUAAGUUUACCCAGAUCCUCCUGAAUCCUGCACAGGCCACAAAGUCUUAA
Messenger RNA from Aspergillus pseudoviridinutans, 840 nucleotides. RefSeq lists its product as uncharacterized. The record is from RefSeq and is a predicted model, not a curated record. Bases 1 to 840 code for a protein of 279 amino acids. Lineage: Eukaryota; Fungi; Ascomycota; Eurotiomycetes; Eurotiales; Aspergillaceae. The transcript has 2 exons.